ACGUGGUCUGAAAGAGGCCGUCGAAUUCAUUGAGGCAGGGAAGCGAAAAACCAUAUAGCCUCACAGCAUCGUCAUCGUGUGCCGCGAAAUAUGUGUAGUCUUAUUAGUGGCUUCAGAAUUGUCAAUCCCCACCAAUAUUAGCCUCAUUCCCAAAUCCCCUCUUCCUCCUCCUCCCUCUCGGGACUUUUUCUGCAACUUGGAGAGAGUGAGAGCGCAUUGGGAAUGGCACUCAAUACGCACAGGGUUUCCUUUUCCUUCUCUAUGGUCGGGCCGUCUAGCCUGAGAAGAACCUCUUCUGCUUCCCACUUUGCUAGCCAACCAUUUGGCCUUCCCUUUUCUUCCUCAUCGCCCGUCAAACUGCCUUCGCAAUUUGUUUCCAGGAACUCUAAUUGCCGGCCCAUCAAAUGCUCCGUUUCUGAAGCUACAGAACCCAAGACUGAGAAGAAGAAACAGCAGGAGAGAAGAAGAGACAUAAGAAACAUAGCAAUCGUAGCUCAUGUUGAUCAUGGAAAAACAACUUUAGUUGAUGCGAUGCUGAAACAAACAAAGGUAUUUCGUGAUAAUCAAUUUAUACAGGAAAGAAUAAUGGAUUCAAAUGAUUUGGAGCGUGAAAGAGGAAUCACAAUACUAAGUAAAAAUACAUCUGUCACCUUUAAAGACACCAAGAUUAAUAUAAUAGAUACUCCAGGUCACUCUGACUUCGGAGGUGAAGUGGAGCGCAUCCUAAAUAUGGUGGAAGGAAUCCUUUUAGUGGUAGAUUCUGUUGAAGGUCCAAUGCCACAAACAAGAUUUGUUUUAAAGAAGGCCCUAGAGUUUGGGCAUGCAGUUGUGGUUGUUGUCAAUAAAAUUGAUAGACCAUCUGCUCGGCCGGACUUUGUCAUCAAUUCUACUUUUGAGCUGUUUCUUGAACUAAAUGCGUCGGAUGAACAGUGUGACUUCCAAACAAUAUAUGCUAGUGGCAUAAAGGGACAAGCAGGACUAUCUCCUGAAAAUUUGGCAGAAGAUCUUGGCCCAUUGUUUGAAGCUAUAAUCAGAUGUAUCCCUGGACCACAUAUUGACAAAGAUGGUGCACUGCAAAUGCUUGCUACAAAUAUUGAGUACGAUGAACAUAAAGGGCGUAUAGCGAUUGGACGAUUGCAAGCCGGAGUAUUAGAAAGGGGCAUGGAUGUCAGGGUUUGUACAACUGAAGAUUCAUGUAGAUUUGGGAGAAUUAGUGAGCUUUUUGUGUAUGACAAAUUCAGUAGAGUCCCUGCAGACCGCGUGGAGGCUGGUGAUAUAUGUGCUGUUUGUGGAAUUGCUGAUAUUCAGAUUGGGGAAACCAUUGCUGACAAAGUAUCAGGGAAGCCACUGCCAUCCAUCAGGGUGGAAGAACCCACUGUGAAAAUGUCUUUUUCUAUAAACACUUCACCUUUUGUUGGGCGUGAGGGAAAGUAUGUCACUAGUAGGAACUUAAGGGAUAGGCUCUAUCGUGAGCUAGAGCGAAAUUUGGCUAUGAGAGUUGAAGAUGGUGAAACAGCAGAUACCUUUAUUGUCAGUGGCCGUGGUACUUUGCACAUAACCAUACUCAUAGAAAACAUGCGAAGAGAAGGAUAUGAAUUCAUGGUAGGUCCUCCCAAGGUUAUCAACAAGAAAGCAGGUGAUCAAUUGCUGGAACCAUAUGAGAUUGCCACUGUGGAGGUACCAGAAGAACACAUGGGGGCUGUUGUUGAACUUCUGGGCAAGAGGCGAGGGCAAAUGUUCGAUAUGGAAGGAGUUGGAUCGGAAGGAACUACCCUACUGAAAUAUAGGAUUCCAACCCGUGGCCUUUUGGGAUUGCGGAAUUCUAUCUUAACAGCUUCCCGUGGAACAGCAAUUCUCAACACUCUCUUUGAUAGCUAUGGACCUUGGGCAGGGGACAUCAGUACUCGGGAUCAAGGCUCACUGGUUGCUUUUGAAGAUGGAACAAGUACUUCUUAUGCGCUUGCUAGUUCACAGGAGAGGGGACAGAUGUUUAUCCGUCCUGGAGUGGAUGUUUACAAAGGUCAAAUUGUUGGCAUUCAUCAGCGACCUGGGGAUUUGGCCUUGAAUGUUUGCAAGAAAAAAGCCGCAACAAACAUACGUUCCAACAAGGAACAAACAGUGAUUCUUGAUACACCGAUGGAUUAUAGUCUGGAUGACUGCAUCGAAUACAUCCAAGAAGAUGAACUGGUAGAGGUCACUCCCCAAAGCAUACGAAUGUGCAAGAAUCCCAAACUAGCAAAGAAAACAAGGUAGAUUUCCACAGUAUACCUGCAACUUGCAGAUAGCUGGUCACGCUGCGGAAUCCAUUAAUAUAUUUGUUGGUAGUGAAAAGUCAAGCCACUUAGCGCUUCAUGUAAUAACCACAAAUUCUUCUCACCCGCUGUAAAAUUUAUAGGGGCUGCUGAUUAGAAAAAUUGAUUAUUUGAGGGCACAGAGAGGCCCUGAAUUUUUGUUUAUUUUAUAAAGGCACUAGCAUUUAGCAGUAAGAAAGUCAACAGAUGCAUUCUUUGUGAAAUGAUUAUUGAUGAAUCGUGACGUACCAGAGAAGUUAAAUGUCUGGGAUGAUUUGUAAUGCAACAUCAGAUUGUUAAUCUUCAGUCUGAACAGAAUCUUCGUUAUCCGAAA
Molecule: messenger RNA, 2625 nt
Organism: Prosopis cineraria
Lineage: Eukaryota; Viridiplantae; Streptophyta; Magnoliopsida; Fabales; Fabaceae
Product: putative elongation factor TypA-like SVR3, chloroplastic
Exons: 14
Coding region: 223-2253 (676 amino acids)
Cellular component (GO): cytosol; ribonucleoprotein complex
Molecular function (GO): GTP binding; GTPase activity
Source: RefSeq, a predicted model, not a curated record